This is a messenger RNA of Limulus polyphemus (Atlantic horseshoe crab), 2748 nucleotides long. Its product is annotated as stAR-related lipid transfer protein 13-like. The transcript is spliced from 8 exons. NCBI's taxonomy places the organism in Eukaryota, Metazoa, Arthropoda, Merostomata, Xiphosura, Limulidae. Gene Ontology annotation, molecular function: lipid binding; GTPase activator activity. Gene Ontology annotation, biological process: actin cytoskeleton organization; signal transduction; regulation of Rho protein signal transduction. The record is from RefSeq and is a predicted model, not a curated record. The annotation marks the transcript as partial.
ACAAAGCUGUAUUCGGAGUGCCUCUCUUACUUAACCUACAACGAACUGGACAGGCUCUUCCAACCUGCAUUCAGGCCUCUUUUUCUUAUUUACGGAAAACGUCUUUAGACUCAGUGGGAAUCUUUCGUAAGUCAGGAGUUCGAUCCCGCAUCCAGAAACUCCGAAACUUAAACGAGUCCAAUCCAUAUAAUGACACCUACGAAGACCAACAAGCCUACGAUGUUGCUGAUAUGCUAAAACAGUAUUUUCGUGACCUACCUGAGGCACUGCUCACUAAUAAAUGGUCGGAAACAUUUAUCAGUAUUUUUCUUUAUAUUCCUCAUAUGGACAGACUUGAUGCUCUUCAUGCAGCGAUAAUGCUGAUGCCUGAUGAAAAUCGAGAAGUCCUUCAAAGUCUAAUCGCUUUCUUGCAAGAAGUCUGUAAAAAUGCAGAUGAAAAUCAGAUGACGGCUACCAACUUGGCUGCUUGUUUGGCGCCAUCUUUAUUCCACCUUACAACAACAGCUAACAAUAAAAAUGUUAGUUCCCGAAGAAGUAAAACAGUAGGGGUUCCCGACCAACGAGAACUGAAUGAGAUCCGAGCAGCACAUGAAUGUUUAACUUACAUGAUAAUGAACUACAGACAUCUUUUCUCGGUUUCAGAAGAGCUUCUUAGGCGGUCAGUUUUAACUGAAUGGAGUCCAUCAACGCUAGAGGAGCUACACUGUUUUACUGAUAAUGGAUAUUCCAACUGGAAAUCUAUUGUAGAUGAGUGUAUUCAAGAAUUCCAACGAAAUUCAAAGGACAAAGCAAAGUGGUGGAUAGCUGUACAGAAUACUGAAAACGUGGAAAUAUCUUAUAAGAAAGUUGAUGACCUUCACCCUUUAAGAUUAUGGAGGAUCACUGUCGAUGUUGAAGCGCCACCUGUCGAGGUACUCAACAGAAUUUUAAGAGAAAGAAACGUAUGGGACAACAGGUUGCUGAAGUCUCGAGUUGUCUGUAGAUUAGACAAGCAAUCUGAAGUGUUUCAUUACGUGCGUUCGUCCCUUUGGCCUCUUCCUAAAAGGGACUAUUGUGUUUUCAGGUCUUGGAAAACUGACCUUCGUAAAGGGACCUGUUUACUUGUGGAGCAAUCAGUCGAUCACCAUGAUGCUACUCCCGUAUUAGAGGGAGUUCGUGUUACUGUCCUGACUUCCAAUUACCACAUCGAACCAUGUGGAGCAGGCAAGUCUCGUGUUACCCAUUAUUCUCGAGUUGACUCCAGGGGAAGGUCUCCAGAGUGGUACAAUAAAGUCUUUGGUCACAUUUGCGCGGUGGAUCUCGUGCAUCUUCGAGAUUCUUUCAACCAUGGUAGCGAAGGGCCGGAAACUAAAGUCUAAGGUAUUUAUCUGAAAUGGCGUCGUUUAAAAGCCUUGGAUGCAUUCAUUGAAUAGAUUCUUGCCCCUUAUGUGCUCAGGUUCAUCACAAAAUUGUACAGCGGUGACUUGUACUUCCUCGUAUUUCAAGACCGUUAACGCCAUGCAGUACGUAAUAGCUAGUCAUCACUUCAGCUCAAGGCGUGAGAGGGUUCCAAAGAUACUUCCACACAGCAAAAGUGGGGUUGUAAUUUUUAGAACAUACUCGUAUUUCAGAAGUCUUUAACAAGGGGAAACUGAAAAUAUGUGAGAGAAAAAAAGUUGCCUAAACUGUUCUAAACUGAGAACAUUACGCAUGACGUCAGUGAGAAGGACAGCGCAGUGUUAUUGAGAGAAAACCAGCAAAAGAAGUGUUCACAGUCCCUCACAUGUUCAAUAAAGACGAAAAUAAGACAAAAUCGAUUGAUUAGUCAAACUGCUAGCAUACUAGUGUAUUGAUCAAUUUAUAUCAAGCAUUUUUAUAUUACAUAGGCCUCACCUUCGUUAUCUGUUAAGUUCAACUAUUUUUAUUCUUCAUAUGUUAGGGAAGAAUGCACAACUUUCAACUUCUUUCUCAUUUGUCAAACUAGACCACGAAAUAUCUUUAAUAUUUUGUUCUACAUAGUCUUUGUUUAUGUAACUAAUUUUUAGAGUGAUUAUAAUGUUUUUAACGUUUACUUCCAAUGCAGUUAAUUAUUACACAACAAAUAACACUAAAAUUUCAUAUGUUCAAGAGUUGUAAGUCAUUUUGAUAAUGUGAACGCAGUGAAUUAGUUUUAAGAUGUCAGAUAUUGACAUAUAUUAUUUCGAUACUUUCCAAGGUAUCUUUCUAAUAAUUAGCAUGAUGUAAAUCUACAAAAUAUAUAUUAAUAAUGUUACUACCGUGUCAAAUUUUAAGAACUUCAUAAUGAGAUCUGAGCGGUUUAUAAAUAUCUGAAAGUUUUCGUUUUUUUAGUUUUGAAAAAGUUAAUAUUUCAAACAGCAGAAAUAAUUUAAAGCUUCCAUAUUGGAUUGUUUAAUUUGUUUCUUCUAAAGUGUGUACAAUUUUAAAAGUAAUAUGUGUUUACUAACAGGUUUAAUUUCUUAGACAAUAUAAAGACAAGUACAGUUAAAAUAUAUUGUAAAGUAAUCAUUCCUUUCAAAAUUAGCAAAUACAAUGAAUGUUGAUUUCUAAAAAAUACCAAAAAAAUCUUUCAGGUACUGCCUCACAACUAUAGUUUUAUUUUGCGUUUGGUUUAAUAUUCAAAGUAUUAAAAAAACAAAAGACUUUAAAUUACAGAAAAGAACUAUUUUUUAUCUAUGAAAAACCUCCAGCUUACAUAUGUAUUGAACCUUAUUUGACUGUACUCAUAAGUCAUUAAAUGCUUAUUUUGUA